Molecule: messenger RNA, 887 nt
Organism: Lotus japonicus
Lineage: Eukaryota; Viridiplantae; Streptophyta; Magnoliopsida; Fabales; Fabaceae
Exons: 2
Coding region: 359-868 (169 amino acids)
Molecular function (GO): zinc ion binding
Source: RefSeq, a predicted model, not a curated record
AGCCAAGUUCGUCCCUGAAAGUGUCCACCGCCUUCAACUUCGUCCCUAAACUUCUAAAAUGACGCCCGUGGUCCCUGGAAGUGGCAAAUCUCCCUCAUUGAUGGUCCUUCGUUAAAAAAAAGUAACUUCCGUUAACGGAAGUGUGACAUGGAUUUUCUUUUUUAAUAAAUCCAUAGCUGAUGUGGAAUGUUAACGUUGUGGAUGUUUGGGAAGGGUUCAAUUUAGUCAUUCCAGCCCUUUAUAUGAUGAUGAACCCUAAAAUCUCAAAUUCCCCUAAUUCGCAUAACCCUAACCUUCCAAGCUUCCUUCGUCAUUUCCUCUGAAUUCUCCUUCCCUCUCUGUCGCAAUUGAACCCACAAUGAGUGGGAGCUCCAAGUCGCGGAUUCAACCGAACAAUUGCAGGAAUUACAGUGCUUCUUCAAGCUCUCGUGUGCAUGCUGUUGUUCCCCACUGCAAAUGUGGUCAAGAGGCUGUGGUUAGGGUCUCGAGGACUGAUUUGAACCCAGGAAAAGCUUUCUAUAGUUGCUAUUUACCUAAGGGUCAUGUGUCCAAUUGUAAUUUUUUUCGUUGGGUUGAAGAAGAAGGUGAAGUGGUUUCAAAUGGGCAGAACCCUAACAACAAUGAUGAAGAAGUGAGGCUGUUGAAGGAAAUUUUGAUGCAGAAUGAGACCUUGUUGCAGGAGGUAGUGAUGAUGAAGGAGAUUAUGCAGAAGAAGAAUGGGUUUUUGGUUGAAGAGAUUAGGAUCAUGAAGGGAAUUAUGCUGAAGAACAAUGACACUCAUAUGCAACAAAUUCACUUCAUGAAAUCAUGUGUGAUAUUCAUGGGAUUUGCUGUGUUGUUUAUGGUGUUUUUGAAACUGUUUGUGUAGAAUGAGUGAACCUAGGGGA